Nycticebus coucang (slow loris) is the source of this 9141-nucleotide messenger RNA. RefSeq names its product mab-21 like 3 (gene MAB21L3). NCBI's taxonomy places the organism in Eukaryota, Metazoa, Chordata, Mammalia, Primates, Lorisidae. The transcript has 7 exons. The record is from RefSeq and is a predicted model, not a curated record. The coding region runs from base 398 to 1612 and encodes 404 amino acids.
CACGCCUUUGGAAAGUUGUUCAAAACUGAGCUAUGCUCACAGAAGGGCUGUGAUUUCUUUAGAUUGUCUGAUAGCAGAUUCUGUGAUGUUUACCAGCGUCAGAGAGAUCAGGCCAUUGUGAAUUUUUUUUUUCUUCUGUAGUAAAACUAGCCACAGCCAGCCAGACUAGGAAUUUACUGCCUGAGCUGUUUUCCAAAGUGAGUUGGGCUGGCAAAACCAGACGUGAGCGUUCCCUGGACUCUCAAGAGGCCUGUUUACACUGCUGACUUUAUUUUUACUGCCAGAUUUCAAGUGGGAAGAGGGAAAUUACAUUUAAAGGUCAGCGGAUUACAGAAGGAGUCUCACAAUUUGGAAAUAAGAACUUGAGUGAAGAGUUGAGCAGGCAAGUCUCUGGUCCAUGGACACAUGGCCAGAGGAAUUUAGCAUCCGGAGACUGACAUUACUGGGAAAGCUGCCCACAGUGUGUGCUCCGCUGAGGAAACACCCACAAGUUGCGGUUCUACUCAGGAUUAACCAAGAAGCCAUGAAAUCCCUCACUGAGGGCAACUUAGAAGACUGCCUGCUGAGUGAGGUGGACUUGAGACGCCAGCGGAUUUCCCAGACUGUGGAGGAGGUACAGAAAGUUGUUCAUCAGCUGACCAUAGAAAUCAGCCACCAAGACAUUAGGUUUCAGGCCGUGCCAUACUCGGACAUGUACAAUGAGAACAUCAAGGUUUUGGCCCCCAGUCAGUUCCUUGUCACAGUCCCUGUAAGAGGCCUGGCGGGGUACAGGGAGGCCCGGGGGCAGCGCUGGCGCUACUACACGCUGCAGGGCGGUAGGCUCCCCUGCCCCUUGCAGGCCCCCGAGGCUCUGCAGCAGUGGCUGGAAGUGGAGCAGUUUGUGAAGAGCCUUUGGCAGUGGCGUGAGUCAGAUGUCAACAUCGAGGGCGACAUUGUGCCCGCCAAGGUCCUCCAGGUGUUCCGGAAGCUGGUGGAAAAUGCGAUCAGAACCUGUCACCUCUCAGGUAAGGUCAGCAUGCUAGCAAACCGCUCUGCAGUCUGGGUUGCCGUGGAAACUUGUGUGUGUCCGGUGGAGCUGGAGCUGGCCCCUGCAGUGGAGAUCCCCACCACCUGGUCGGAGAAAGCCCGGUGGCCUCGGUGUCUGAAGCGCUGGCCCUCCCCGGAGAGAGUGGAAUGUAUCAAGUCAUUUGGGUUUAACUUGCUAGCCCGCUCAAAUUAUCACUGGCAGCUGAGCUUCCUCCAGGCUGAGCAGGUGCUGCUGGAGCAGCUGGACGAGGAUGGGGGCUGCCGCCGGAAAUGCUUCCAGGUCAUGAGGCAGCUGAAGGAGGACGUCUGGUGCCCAGGGAAGAGGCCGGUCCUCACAUCUCACCACCUGCAGACAGUGCUCUUUUGGACCUGUGAGAAAUAUCCCCACUCGAAAGACUGGCAGACCUUCCACAAAGCCUUUCUGCGCUUGGUGAGGAAGCUGCACAAGUGUGUGAGCCAGCACUUUCUGAAACACUACUUCGUCCCGAACAGCAACCUCCUCCAGUAUGUCAACUCAGGGGAGCUGGAGGCAGUGGCCCAAAAGUUGGCCUUCUUCCUGAAGGACCCCCAGGUCAGCCUGCCCUGAUGGCUUCCCUGGCCUGCUCUUGGACUUAUCAUUCUGGCUUGACCUCACUUUCUAGAUGGUUCCUACGUCAGGUGCCAGGAGAGAGGCAACACACAGCACAGGGAUUACAUCAAACCGGCAGCAGUUAAGGGGGGAGGAAGCUGUACCCCAUGGUGUCUGACCCAAGCCUCCUCCUGGGACCCAAGCAAGCAUCUCAGCUACCUCUCUUGGGAUGGCUCUCCUCAAGCUUCCCUAAGCCACAGAUUCCGAACCGAUGAUAGUUCUGAAUUUAUUUUUCCUUGCUCAGGCCUUGAGCGCCUGACGGGGAGGAUGGAGACUGAACCCCUGAAAGGGUAGACAUUAGCCUGCUCGCCAAGCCCCAAACACAGGCUCACUUCCCCUCAGAGCAGGGCUGUGAGCCUAUGGCACCGUGGUGCUGCCUUUCCAAGGGGAAGGCCUUGGAGAGACAUGAAGUGUUCCUGGCUGAUUGAGUGACUGGAGUUUGCCUCCUGGGUCAGUGCCACAGCACUGAGGAGCUGAGUAGGCCUGCUGUGCUCCCUUGCUGCCCUCCGCGGUGGUGCUAUCUGCUUCCCUGGUGUUCUCCAAGCUGGGAGGGAGUAGUUCUGAUGGUGAGAGGAAGUCCAACAUGACAGGGCAGCUCCGCCACAGCCUUCUUUUUGCUUCCUAGUUUAUGUAAUGAACUCAGUUCUGUGAGCUGCAUGGAAUGACCUGGGUGUGGCUCACCCCGCCAUAUACUCCUUUACUCACUUCACUCAUUCAUUCAGUGGUAAACAAAUGUCUGUUCAGGACUUGGAAUACAACAAAGAGCAAGAUGGAAAUGGACUUUCCCGGUGGGAUGACACCUAGUGGUGGAGACAAGGAAUGAACAACAAAUACAUAAACACAAUACUACCCAAGGAAGCCGGGGUCUGAAGGAGGCAAACGGUGUUGAAAUACAGUCACAGAAAGAUGCAUGAGGGAUGAAAAAUACAAUAGCCAAAAGGGGAGGAAAAGUGACCGAGGACAGUCCUGGAGGGGCAAGCAGGAGUCAGGUCACCUGGCCUAGCAAAGGCAGGAAGGAAAGAGUAGUUCAUUGUAAGAUCAAAGGUGCCAUUUGGCCUCUCUGGAAGCAGAGGGGUAUCGUGAUCUGACUUGCAUUCUAAAUUAAUGUUCUGAUAACUGCAUCAAGAGCACCUGGGGGCUCACGUGAGAGCCAAGGGCACUGCAGUCUGUCGAGCCACCCUUCUGGAGUCUUGCUAAGCCAGACAAAGAUACACUCCCAUGCAGCACAACUGACGGGGAACUCAGGAGGCCCUGGGGAGCCCAGUGGUUUCUUCUGGCACUUACUUAAUGCUUCUGAGCUCAAGGGACUCCUUUAUUACUUUGGAACAUUUUCCCCAAAAUAUGUAUGACAAAGUGAAUUUUCUAAAACAUGAACUACUGGUUUUAUUUUGAUGAAAAUCCACAUUUGGAAAUGAAAAUAAUUACUUUUUUCAAAACUACUGUAACCAAAUGGUGGGGCCCUACAGCUGUCACAUAGGAAAUCAACACAAAGUUUUUAUUAACAAAAAGUUGGGGGAAAAAAAUCUUUCUAAACACACAAUGAACAAACCAGUGUUUUGUUAAAACAUCAAAAAACAUCUAGUUCUCAUAUUCCUGUAACUCAGGAAACAUUGUUUAUGAGAAGGUGGUAAAUGUAACAGUUUUUUUCUUUUCAUGAUGAAAACUUUUUUUAAAAUUUUAAAAGAGCUACACAGUCAUGAAAUGCCAAAAGUGACAGUUGAUUGUACCACUGAUUCAGUGUGCUGUGUGUGUGUGUGUGUGUGUGUGUGUGCGCAUGCACGCAUGCGCAAAGAGGGAGUGACAGGUGCCACAGUCAGAUUCCACCAGAUUCUUAAUCUUUUUGGCAGGAGAUCUAUGGUUUUUAGGAGAGUUUGGGCUGUCUGCUCAUUCCUGCGCAGUCCCACUUCUGGCCAGCAGAGGGAAGAAGGAGACCACAUAUAAAAAGACACAGGCCCCACCUAUACUUGUCCUCAGAGUCCAGCAGGUGUCUCUCCCCUCAGUCUAUCACUUGCACCUGGCUUCUCCAAAACAGCAAACAAGGGACAGUAGAGUCCAGCUGAUACUAAAUUGUUGACUUUUCCUGCCAUUUUAGCCAAAAAUGACAAUCUUAAUGCUACAAGUUCAGAUAUAAAAAGGGAGGGACAGUCAAUCCAGGGGCCUGAAGCAUUCAGCUUCAUUGCUUCCUUGUACAGACUGCACAGCUCUGAAAAGUCUGAUAAUAUUACUUCUUUAUUUAAGUAGGUUUUACUUAUUAUAAUUCUCCAAAAGAGCUUUUCUUUUCGUCUGCACCCUUCAAGGCAUAAGACUGCUUUUAUAGAGGAGUGGUGGGUAUUCAGCCACUGCUGUGACCUGCUGGCAUUUGCAUCCCUGACACUGUGUAACUGCAUGGCCUGGCUGAGUUGUUUGACCUUUGUUUUUCUCCAUUUCCUUUCUUCCAAACAAGCAUUGUUUUAUGGUCUGAAUUGUGACUCACCCAAAUUCAGAUGGUGAAGCCCUGACUCCCAGCAUCUCAGAAUGUAAUUAUUUCUAAGUUAAACUGAGGCCUUGAGGGUGGGGCCUAAUCAAGUCUGCCUGGUACUUUAUAAAAAGAGAUUAAGCAUACAGACACCAGCCUUGUGCAUGCACAAGGGGACAGCCAUCUACAAGCUAAGGAGAGAGGUCUCAGAGGAGACCAAACCUGCCACACCUUGUGGACUGCUAGAAUUCAGAAGUGUAAGAAAUGGAUUGGGAGAAAGAUGGCUCACCAGAAGGAUUGUUCAGCUGAGCUCUCCUAGAAUGACUGGGGGAAAAGAGAGAACUCAGCCAUACCUGGCACAGGGACCUUGCCCAGAGUCAUAGUUCAGGGAGCACAGUGAGGAGAUGGUGAGCUGGAUACAUCAUAUGAUCUGGAGGAAUCAGGCAAGUGAUUGUGACUGGCUCAGAUCCACUACCCCCCCAACACACACAGAGGUCUGACGGGAGGAAGCCUUUAAGGAAUUUUCAUUUGUUGGGGGAAACUGCAUGUUGAGUGGAAAGCUUGGAAGAUUGGGAGGACUUAAACAGUAUACCAGAUUUGAAUGCUGGUUGGAGUGGACAUACCAUAGGUUUGGUGGUGGGCUAGGCAGCCAUACUGAGAAGGUCUUGGUGGCCAGGGGGCUGCCAUUGUGGGAAGGUAGAGAAGGCCUUAGCAGGGACCUAAAGCAGGCCAUCUUAAUUCCACCUAGCGAGAUCAGAACUCCACUCUUGGGCCAGACUGAAGGCCUCAUGCAAUCAUAGGAACUGGAGUCAGGGGGCACUGUGAGACCUGCACCUGAAGGAUUCUGGUGAACUUUAAGAUCCUAACCUGGGAGGGUAUGAAUGCUGAGAAAACAAUCUGGCAAUCACCAAAGGCAACUAAGUUUGGAAUAAGGACCAUAGACGUUGCUGCCUGUGCCGUCUCCUUAAAAAACCCACAGCGCCACCUGGUGUCCUGGCAAUGUAUUGCAACAUACUGUCAUCAACAGCAAGGACUUCUGUUGGAAACAAAGGAGGCAGUGAGAAGGAAAGAGGAGGGACAGGAAGUGAACAAGAAGAAAGAACACAUGAGGAGAAACCAGCAGAAAAAUUCAGGCAACAUGAAAAACCAAAACAGGGGAACUCCCCCAAAGGACCAUGAGGCAGCUAUUGCAGAAGACUCCACCUAUAAAGAAUUAAUGGACUUGAAAGAAAAGGAAUUUAAAUAUGAUGCUAACGACUGUAAAAGGAAUGGACGAGAAAAUGUAAAGACAGAACAAAAAGUGGGACAAGAGAUAUGCAAAAUAUAGAAAGGAUAUGGCAGAGCUUAAGGAAAUGAAGGAGACACUCAGGGAAUGUAAAGAGGCAGUAGAAAGUAUCAAAAAUAGGUUAGACCAUGGAGAAGAAAGAACCUCAGAGCUAGAAAAUCAAGUUUUUGAGUUAACCCAGGUAGUUGAACAGUCAGAAAAGAAGAGAGAGAAAGCAGAACAGGUGCUUAGAGAAUUAUGAAGCAUUCAAACAUAUGAAUAAUAGGGAUUCCUGAAGGGGAAGAAGAUUGUCCCAAAGGAAUGGAAGUCCUACUGGAAACUAUCAUAAAUGAAAACUUCCCAAGUUUUACUAAAGACUCUGACACAUUCUUUUCAGAUGGACAUCAAACUCCAGGUCAUUUCAACUGAAACAGAGCCUCUCUAAGACACAUUGUAAUGAACCUGUCCAAAGUCAAGAUGAAAGAAAAAAUCUUGCAAGAGCCAGGGGUAAGUGCCAACUGACCUACAGAUGCAGAGCCAUUAGGAUGACAGCAGACUUUUUCUAAAUUCUCUAAACUGAACUGAAACCUUCCAAGCCAGAAGAGCAUGGUCAUCUACCUUCAACAUUCUUCAACAAAACAAUUUUUAGCCCAUAAUUCUGUAUCCUGCUAAACUAAGCUCCAAAAUUGAUGGAGAAAUCAAAUCUUUUGCAGAUAUACAAGCACUAAGGAAAUUCGGCAUGACAAGACCACUCUAUAGGAAAUCCUUAGACCUAUUCUCAACAUUGACCACCACAAUGGACCACCAGCAAAGUAAGCACCCAGAAGCUAAAGGUCAAAACUUAGCUUCCACAGUGUUGCAAUAGACUUUCAAAAAAUAAGAUGAAUAUAACUUCAUGACACUUAUCAAUUCUCUCAAUACAUGUCAAUGGGCUGAAUUCACCACUGAAGAGGCAGGGCUGGCUGAUUGGAUGAAAAAGCACAAGCCAUCCAUAUGCUGUCUCCAGGAGACACACCUAGCCUUGAAGGACAAAUCAAGACUCAGGGUUAAGGGAUGGAGAAUGGUAUUUCAAGCAAAUGGAAAUUAGAGGAAAGGGAUGCAAUCUUAUUUUCAGAUGCAGGCAGAUUUAAUGCAAUUAAAGUUAAAGACGAAGAUGGACACUUAAUACUGGUCAAAGGAACAAUACAACAAGAAGACAUUUCGAUUUUAAAUAUUUAUGCAUCCAACUUAAAUACUGCCAGAUUUAUGAAACAGACUUUGAUGGGUCUGAGCAAUAGGAUAUCUCAUAUCCCCAUAAUAGUUAGGGACUUUAACACCCCAUUGACAGAAUUGGACAGAUCCUUUAAACAGAAACUAGACAAAGUCACAGAGGAAUUAAAUGUGACCCUAGAACAAAUGGGAUUAACAGACAUAUACAGAAUACACCAUUCCAAAGCUAAGAAAUGUACAUUUUUCUCAUCAGCCCAUAGUACAUACUCCAAAACUGACCGCAUCCUAGGAUACAGGUCAGACCUCAGAAAAAUUAAAAGAAUAGAAAUUAUACCUUGUAUGGUCUCUUGAACAGACCACAAGGCAAUAAAGGUGGAACUCAACUCCAACAAAAAUGUUCAUCCCCAAACAAAGCCUUGGAAAUUAAACAACCUUUUGCUGAAUAAUAGUUGGGUUCAAGAAGAGAUAAAAAAAGGAAAUCAUUAACUUCCUCAAACGUAGCAACAAUGAAGACACAAGUUACCAAAACCUGUCAGAUACAGCAAAAGCAGUCUUAAGAGAGAAAUUUAUCGCAUUAGAUACCUACAUUUGAAAAACAGAAAGAGAGUGCAUCAACAAACUCAUGAACCAUCUUAUGAAAUAGGAAAAAGAAGAACAGUCUAAUCCCAAACCCAGCAGAAGAAAAGAAAUAACCAAAAUUAAAUCAGAGAUGAAUGAAAUUUAAAACAAAAGAAUCACUCAGAAAAUUAACAAAAUAAAAAAUUGCCUUUUUGAAAAAAUAAAUAAAAUCAAUAAUCCUUUGGCCAGAUUAACUAGAAACAGAGAAUUAAAAUAUCUAGUAACCUCAAUCAGAAGCAAUAAAGGGAAAAUAACAACAAAUGAUACAAGAGAUCAUCUCUGAGUACUACAAGAAACUUUAUGCCAAGAAAUUUUACAAUGUGGAGGAAAUGGAUCAAUACAUGGAAUCACAUCCUCUCCCUGGACUUAAUCGAGAAGAAAUAGAUCUCUUGAACAGACCAAUGUCAAGAACCGACAUCAGAGAAACACUAAAAAAAUCUCCCAACAACAACAAAAAAAGCCCUAGUCCAGAUGGCUUCACACCAGAAUUCUAUCAAACCUUAAAAAAAGUUCAUACCCAUACUGCAGAAAUUAUUUCAAAAAUUUGAGAAGGAAGAAAUCUUCCCCAACACAUUCUAUGAAGCAAACGUCACCCUAAUGCCCAAAUCAGGAAAAGUCCAACUAAAAAGGAGAAUUUAAGACCAAUUUCACUAAUGAAUAUAGAUGUAAACAUUCUCAAUAAAAUCCUAGCUGAUAGCUUACAGCUACACAUUAAAAAAGUCAUUCAUCACAAUCAAGUAGGUUUCAUCCCAGGGAUGCAAGGCUGAUUUAGUAUACACAACUCCAUAUAUAUAAUUCACCAUAUCCACAGAAGCAAAAACAAAGACCAUAUGAUCAUCUCAAUAGAUACAGAAAAAGCAUUCAAUAAAAUUCAGCAUCCUUUUCUAAUUAGAACACUUAAGACUUUAGGCAUAGGUGGCGCGUUUCUGAAUCUGAUUGAAGUCAUCUAUGACAAACCCACAGCUAAUAUUAUACUGAAUGGAGUAAAACUGAAGGCUUUUCCACUUAGAACUGGAUCCAGACAAGGUUGUCCUCUAUUGCCACUACUAUUCAACAUAGUGCUGGAAGUUCUAGCCAGUAUAAGCAGGCAAGAGGAGGAAAUAAAGUGCAUCCAAAUGGGGGCAGAGGAGGUCUGACUCUUGCUCUUUGCCAACAAUAUGAUCUUAUACUUAACCCCAAAGACUCAACUACAAGACUCCUGGAAGUGAUCAAAAAAUAUACAAUAUCUCAGGAUAAAAAAUCAAUGUCCACAAAUCAGUAGCUUUUGUAUAUGCCAAUGACAGCCAAGAUGAGAAGCUAGUCAAGGACACAAUUCUUGGGCGGCGCCUGUGGCUCAGUCGGUAAGGUGCUGGCCCCAUAUACCGAGGGUGGCGGUUCAAACCCGGCCUUGGCCAAACUGCAACCAAAAAAUAGCUGGGCAUUGUGGCAGGUACCUGUAGUCCCAGCUACUUGGAAGGCUGAGGCAAGAGAAUCACUUAAGCCCAGGAGUUGGAGGUUGUUGUGAGCUGUGUGAGGCCACGGCACUCUACUGAGGGCCAUAAAGUGAGACUCUGUCUCUACAAAAAGAAAAAAAAAGACACAAUUCUCUUCACAGUAGCUUCAAAAAAAAAAAAAAAAAAAGGAAAUGCCUAGGAAUAUACAUAACAAAAUAAAGAAAGACCUCUACAAAGAAAAUUACAAAACCCUAAGCAAAGUAGUAUCAGAAUAAAUUAACAAAUGGAACAAGAUACCAUGCUUAUGGCUGGAAAAAAAUCAACAUUGUGAAAAUGUCUAUACUACGCAAAGCAAUGUACAGAUUCAAUGCAAUCUUCAUUAAAACACCAUCAUCAUGCUUUCAAUUUGGGAAAAAAAAUAAUUCUUCAUUUUUUAUGGAACCAGAAGAAACCCUGUACAGCCAAGGCAAUUCUUAGUAAUAAAAAGAAAGCUGGGGGGCGGCGCCUG